Molecule: messenger RNA, 4626 nt
Organism: Chelonoidis abingdonii (Abingdon island giant tortoise)
Lineage: Eukaryota; Metazoa; Chordata; Testudines; Testudinidae
Source: RefSeq, a predicted model, not a curated record
UAGGGCGCAGUAUAAAUGUUAAUGAUCUGGGGGUCUCGAAGGAAUAACUUGCAAACAAAGAUCAAAGGUGUACAAAUGACUAGUUCAGCAAAACUGUCUUACUCUGCUGUGAUAAGGCAAACUUUAACCAUGGCUGUGAGACCCAGGUUUGCCAUGAUCCAGCUAUCCAGUGCAAAUCCUGUGUAUGAGAAGUACUAUCGACAGGUUGAUUCUGGUAACACUGGAAGAGUGGUGGCUUCUGAUGCUGCUGCUUUCUUGAAAAAAUCUGGGCUGACGGACUUAAUACUUGGAAAGAUUUGGGAUUUAGCUGAUACAGAUGGCAAAGGUAUCCUGAACAAACAGGAGUUUUUUGUGGCUUUGCGACUAGUGGCCUGUGCACAGAAUGGAUUGGACGUUUCCCUGAGUAGUCUUAAUUUGCCUGUUCCUCCACCUAGAUUUACUGAUACUGGUAGCCCAUUACUAAUCAGUGGAACAGCAUCAGCCGACAUCCCAUGGGCUGUUAAGCUGGAAGAAAAGGCCAAAUAUGAUGCUAUCUUUGACAGUCUGAGUCCUGUGAAUGGAUUGUUGUCAGGAGAUAAGGUGAAACCUGUGCUGCUAAACUCCAAACUGCCGGUGGAUGUCCUAGGAAGAGUUUGGGAACUAAGUGACAUUGACUAUGAUGGAAUGUUGGAUCGAGAUGAAUUUGCAGUUGCCAUGUUCUUGGUGUACUGUGCUUUGGAAAAGGAACCAGUGCCAAUGUCCUUGCCUUCAGCUUUGGUGCCACCGUCCAAGAGAAAAACUGUCAGUAUUCCAGGAGCAGUGCAGUUGAUCCCAUUGUCAACAUUUGCUAAAGAUUCUCAUCAGUCCUCGUCUCCUGUAGGCGUUUUACCUGCCAAAGCACCACUAACACAGUGGGUUGUAUCACCUGCCGACAAAAUCAAAUAUGAUGAGAUUUUCCUGAAAACUGACAAAGAUAUGGAUGGUUUUGUCUCUGGCGUGGAAGCCAGAGAGAUAUUCUUAAAGACAGGACUGCCUUCUAACUUACUUGCGCACAUCUGGGGCCUCUGUGACACACAAGACUGUGGAAAGCUUUCAAAAGAACAGUUUGCCUUGGCUUUCCAUUUAAUUAAUCAAAAAUUAACAAAGGGCAUUGAUCCUCCUCAAGUUCUGACUGCAGAAAUGAUCCCUCCAUCAGAGAGGGCCAGCUUACAGAAGAGCUCUCUAGGACUGACUCCGGUGGCAGAUUUUUCUGCAAUUAAAGAGCUUGAUACUUUAAACAAUGAGAUAGUUGAUCUGCAGAGGGAGAAGAAUAAUGUGGAACAGGAACUGAAGGAGAAAGAAGAUACUAUCAAACUGAGGACAAGUCAGGUCCAGAAAAAUGACUUUGACAGGGAAGCAAAGGAAAGCUGCAGGAUCAGUGACGCACCACUUCCUAGCUGCGCAAGUACAUUGUUUCAGGCACCCAGAGCAGCUGGCAGAGAGGAUCUUCAAUGUGAAGUGAAGAGGGAGAGCAGUAAUCUACAGAAGCUGCAAACUCAGAAACAGGAAGCUCAGGAAAUCCUUAAUGGCCUCGAUGAGCAAAAAGCCGAGUUAGAGGAGCAACUUAAUGAUAUCAGGCAGAAAUGUGCUGAAGAGGCCCAUUUGAUUGCUUCACUGAAGGCUGAAGUAAUAAGUCAGGAAUCUAAGAUCUCAACAUAUGAGGAGGAACUGACCAAAGCUCAAGAGGAGCUAAGUCGCCUGCAGCAAGAAACUGCUGAGCUAGAGCAAUGCAUAGAGUCAGAGAAAGCACAGCUGGGACCUCUUCAGCAGCAUCUGCAGGAUACACAACAGGAAAUCAAUUCAAUGGAAACAAAACUAUUUGAGAUGAAAGAAUUGGAAAAUAACCAGUUUAACUGGCACUCUCACCCACACAACCUACUUGUUAAUGGAACUGCAGAUCAUUCUAGCCUUAGCAACAGCAGCAGUGAAGCUGCUAACCUUAAUGAGAAUGCUGAAAGGGAGAGUUCAGCAGAAGCUGAACAAAUAAACCAUGAGUCUCCAGUAAGGAAUAGCCCUGAAAUAACAAAUGAUGAUGCUAUUGGAGAAGAGAAAGAGACGUUGACUGCAACUAUUAACAAAAAAGAAGAUCCAUUUGCUACAGAAUAUCAUCCUCUGCCUGAUCAAGUUACAGAAGCCAAUUUAGACUUCUUCCAGUCUGACCCCUUUGUUGGCAGUGAUCCUUUCAAGGAUGAUCCUUUUGGGAAAGUUGAUCCUUUUGAUGGUGAUCCCUUCAAAGAUUCAGAUCCUUUUGCAGCUGACUCUUUUUUCAAACAAUCCUCCACUGAUCCUUUUGUGACUGCAGACACUGACCCUUUCAGCACAACAGGCAACAGCAAUAAUCCCACAACAGAAACACUGAAGAACAAUGAUCCUUUUGCUCCUGGUGGAACAGCUAUUCCUGCACCAACUGAUCUAGCUGCAGAUCCCUUUUCCUCUCUAUUUGGAAACGAGUCAUUUGGAAGCAGUUUUGCUGACUUCAGCACAUUGUCAAAGGCCAACAAUGAAGAUGACUUUAUUUCUUCCGCAACAGUCUCUGUAAACAAUGUGGUCAUAACCAAAAACGUAUUUGAGGAACCACCAGCUAAAAAUGAGGAUAUUCCUCCUGCUUUGCCCCCCAAGACUGGAACUCCUACAAGACCCUGCCCUCCACCACCUGGAAAAAGACCUAUCAACAAACUGGAUUCUUCAGAUUCCUUUAAACCGAAUGAUCCAUUUCAGCCUUUCCCAAAUUGUGACAUUCCCAAAGCACAAGAAGAUCUAUUUUGUGACCCAUUUGCUCCCAGUAAUAUUGGUAAAGAGACAGACACCAGUGAUUUUGCAAACUUCAGUGCUUAUCCUUCUGAAGAAGACAUGAUUGAAUGGGCUAAGAGGGAAAGUGAGAGAGAAGAAAAAGAGAGACUUGCAAGAUUAAAACAACAAGAGCAAGAAGACUUGGAGCUGGCUAUUGCACUCAGUAAAUCUGAAAUAUCAGAAGCAUGAAGAUUAGAAUAAUCGUGUCUUAUGUCAACUGUUUUUUCCCUUUUUCUGAAUGCUUAACCUAUUUAAAAUGUUAAUCAGAAGCUACCUAUGAACAGGGAAGUACAAAAGCUAUUAAAUUCCUGCAAGUGUGAUUGAAUAUUCACCUUUAUAUUUUUGUCCCAUUCUGAUUUGUAAGUUUCCUAAAGAUCUUCAUGAAGCUUAUCAGACAACUAAUAGAGUGCUGCUCCUUUGUGUAUUCUCCUUGAGCUUUUAGCCUGUGCUAUUUUUAUUCUGUAAACCCAGGACACCAAAGUGUCUUCAUGCAAUACAUAAAGAUAAGGCAGACUUCAUCACCUUAAAGAAACUGGUGGUCAUUCUGGUGAUACGUGAAAAUAUCUUCAUGAACACUUCUAAUUCUGUUAGACUGAAGUUCAGAGACAGGCAAAUAUUGUCUCAAUCAAAUUCCUUGGUGAAAGGGGCAUAGUAUUGAACAUAAAGGUGAAAUGCUUGCAUUUCUAUAUUUUGUACCCAUUGUGUACAGGGCUGAGUCAUUUAUAAAAAAAAAAAGUUAACAAACGUUUUAGCUUCUGUACAGAUUGUGUGCUGUCUCAUAAAGAAGCUAGAGCCCUUUACUAUAUAUUACUGUAUAAAAGGUGUGUGGACAUUUCUGCUGAAUUCCAUCUUUAGUAGUUUUUAGAUUGGAAUAGUCCAGUCAUUUUAGUAUUUAUUCUCUCCCAGAAGAUAUGUUUCAGGAAAGUAAAGCACAUUUCCUACCUGUAAAUAAAUCAGUUUAUAAUGCAGGCAAUGAGACUAUGGUUUAAGUAUAAUCUGUCAGCAACUAUGAUUGAGUAGAAGGUGAACAUGGCAAUUACUCUGCCUCACUGACCCCUUCCCACCAGUUAGUUAUGUGAAACCUUUUGUACUUUUUCAGAGCAGACGUUAGUAAUGCUGGAACUGUCGAGUGCUUUAUUUGAUAUGUAUACAUAUGUAUUUUCUUUUUAAUGAAGGUUCUUCUGCUGGACUUAAACUUUAAUUGAUGAUAUUCAGUGUGCAAGUGGGAAAGAUUGUGUAUCUUAUUGAAACCUUAAUUGCUUUUUUGCAUGGUCAUGAGGUGGGCAGACAGAUCACAUAUUCUGGAUGACUUUUUGUUGUAACAUAGAAUAACUAAAUAGAUAAUUCACAAGAAUUGACUGUUGGUCAAAAUGUCUCAAAUUGCGGAACCCCACUGCUAAUUGAGCCAAUAUAUAACUAAACUGGCAAUUUGACAAGUUUGAAUUUGAAGUAGGAUAGAGAAGAGAGUAGGAUGCAUAAAGGCAUAGCUUAACUUUAUACAACAGUCUUUUUCUCUCAAUGUAAUUUAUUGAAUGCCAACUGAUAGUUGCACCUUAUUAAAAAAAACUGAUUUAUAAUUCUUUAUGGUCACUGAGUCAAAGUAGGUUGAUAAAUUGUUAAUGAAAGUAACUUAUUGCCUGUUAUGUAAAUGUAAUCCAUUCUGCAGAAUGUCAGAUUCAUUUAAGUCAUUCCCAAUGAUGCUGCUUUCACUCUGUACACGUACAGCUGGACUGCAGCAGCAUACAAUCGAUUUUCUUUCUUGCACUUUUUAAUUUGGUGUAUUUCUCCGUGAGACUAGAAGUGUCUCAAGACAAAAAA